This is a messenger RNA of Aureobasidium pullulans EXF-150, 1616 nucleotides long. Its product is annotated as CNVH-domain-containing protein. The record is from RefSeq and is a predicted model, not a curated record. Bases 17 to 1189 code for a protein of 390 amino acids. The transcript has a single exon. Lineage: Eukaryota; Fungi; Ascomycota; Dothideomycetes; Dothideales; Saccotheciaceae.
CCAAAACUUCGCGAGCAUGUCCAAUCAAAGUUAUUACGGCGGUGAUCAGCAACAACAGCAGCAAGGAUAUCAUUAUCAGGGGUACCAGAGUUAUAGCGAGUUCACUUCGCGACCGCAACAUGAGGGUGCUCAAUCGGGGUAUGAGCAGCAUAAUAAUCAGCAGUCGUACAGUGGACCUGCGAAUCAGCAAUACGGCGGUGAAAAUUUGUAUGGUGGAUCCCAGGUGAACAGUCAACACCACGAUUUUGGAGGAUAUGGUGACUCGUCUGGCUACAACCAGCAACAAGAAUGGCGCCCGGAGGACCAGCGACCAUAUCAUCAGAACCAACCCAGCUAUGGCGAACAUAAUCAGGGCUCCUCAGGAUAUGCGCCAGCAACUUCCGACUAUCCGCAAAACAGAGGCAACGAAUAUCCAGCAUACCCCAGCACUGUUCCGGCCGGAUACAGUAGCCAGCACCCCGACAGCGCUGCAAACUAUGGCAACCACUCACCCUACCCGCCAACCGGACCGCCAGCAUAUCCAGGUCCGGACACAUCUUCAUACCCCUUGACUCAACAACACCCCAGCCAACCCUACCCAGGCCAACCGCCAACCGCAGAAGAAGACCGCGGCUUAACGGGCGCGCUAGCCGGCGGCGCUCUCGGUGCCUACGGCGGGCACAAACUAAACCACGGUUUCAUCGGAGCAAUGGGGGGAGCCUACGCAGGCCACAAACUCCAAGACACCCUGUCCGAGGACAAGAAAAAGAAGAAGGCCGAGAAACUCGCAGCCGGCCGUCCGCACAGACGCGACAGCAGCUCCAGCUCUAGCUCCAGCUCCAGCGGUUCUAGUAGUGGAAGCAAUCAGCACCACGCCCAACAACAGUUCAGGGGCAAUUUCUCGGCGAGCAGUGAGGAUGUUUCGCUGGAUAAGGAUGGUAAUGAUUUGAUCGCUAGAUGUAGGAGUGUGGACGGCAGUCUUAAUUUUUCGAGUAUUUCUCUGAGUGAGGUAUUGACCAAUUCAGAUGGAAGGUUCAGGUGGCAAAGAAAUGGUGGGUUCAGGGCCAGCGCUCGGAAUGUGCAUCUAGUUGAUGGAGGACGGGUUUUGCGUGCUGAGUUGGGAGAUGGCAGGGGUGGGUGGAAUAGAGAUGAGGUCAGGCUGGAUGAGAUGAUUACGAACAACAAUGGUUCUCUUGAGUUUGUUGGUUGAGGGAGGGAUUAGCUCUCACCGGACAAGCUACUGGAGUCAGAAGGUAUCCGGCAAUCUCAUAAAUUGAAAUUGCCCACUUACAAUUUUAUAAGAGUUCUUGACUCUGGAGAUCCCUCACUGGAUCUUCCCAAGAUGUUGAUAUAAGGAUGACGGAGGUCCUGGGGUCAGCCCUCCCGACGAGAAGCCUUGGUGAUAGCUUCUGAGGUUCCAGAAGAGGAACACAAACCACUUAUAAACAACCUAGAUUCACGAUCUCGAGAACAUAAGAAAGAAGGUACAGAUGGAGAGUCUUGGUUGCUCAAUUGUAUGUUUUUCUGCUCGACUAAGAUAUAAAGGAGGGUUGUUAGUCUGGAUGCCCAAACUGAGUACGGAGAUACAAAGAAAACGGUUCAUGCAAAGCAGACAGAGCACUAACGCUCAAUCAGCC